UGGAACAGUUGGUAAAUAAUUCUUUUUCAUAUGGUAAACUGCAUGCUUUAUAGGUGAGCGACCAAAAAAAUCCCGGCUCUUUUCGUUACGAUAUCUAACUUGAAGUAGUUUUGGAACUAAAAAUCCAAAGAACGAUGAUGAAGAAGAUUUUUUUUGUCUGUGCAUGUUUCGCAUUGUUGGAUUCAACGAUAGCAAAGGGAGUCAUCGAUGUCGAGGGAUUCGUAGAAGAGCAAGAUCCUAGGCUUACAUCUGGUUUCAGUUGUAAGGGACAGAAGAACGGUCUGUAUCAAGAUCCCAAUGACUGCAGUGGUUUUAUCAAUUGUUGGGACGGUAGGAUUUUCUUCCAAAAGUGCCCGAAAGGACUCAAUUUCAAUCCCAAGACAAAAUAUUGUGAUUGGCCAGAAAACGUCACGUGCCCAGAUUUCUGUGCAUCACGUCCAGAUGGUAUCUACCCUGACCCAGAGACAUGCAAGGGUUUUAUUCAUUGUCAUAACAACAGGACAGCACGAAAGAACUGCCCUACUGGAACACUUUUUAACCCUAAACUGAAGGUCUGUGACUGGCCUCACAAUGUGGACUGUCCGACAGAGCCUGGCAGCGGAGACUUCAUGUGAAUGUUUGAUUCCAUUGAAUGUUAUUCAAUAAAACUUGUUGAAGGAUAUU
Molecule: messenger RNA, 663 nt
Organism: Actinia tenebrosa (Australian red waratah sea anemone)
Lineage: Eukaryota; Metazoa; Cnidaria; Anthozoa; Actiniaria; Actiniidae
Product: chitin-binding domain protein cbd-1
Cellular component (GO): extracellular region
Molecular function (GO): chitin binding
Source: RefSeq, a predicted model, not a curated record